AUGUCUCAGGAGCAGCAACCACUUUUCACGACAACUCCGCUCAUCAUCGACCAGUCUGCUCAGCAGGUCCCAGCCCAACCCCCUCCCCCAGUGCCAGUAAUCAACCAACCUAUGGGUCCCCUGACUCUGGUCCAAACUCCUCUACCUUCUAGGGGAGCCCCACGGGCAACAUCACAGUGUAACAGGUGCCGUGCACGGACUUCGAAUACAGGGGAUAUCGCGUCCAGAAGGGCACGUAUAUCUUUUACAAUCAAUGGUGAAACAGUUCACGCCGCCGAACUGCGGCAAAUUGGACGUUCUCUUGAAAUAGACACUCAAACGGGGGACGAUGCUUUGACGGGCAUUCGCAAUCGUAGACAUCUUGCCGAGCGGUGGGACAGUCUUGUUGCACGAAUACGACAGAUCGACGGGUUCUUCAAUUUCUUGCAACCAAUGACAUUUGAAGAGUUGCGCGAACCCGUAUUUCAUGGUGGCACUCCCAUUUUCCUGGUCGCUAGCAAAUUCGGCUGCUCUGCGCUCAUCGUGACUCAGAAGCACCCGGUCCGACAUGUACCACUACCGGGCACCUCGCGCGAUCGUCUGAAGAGUAUAGCUCUCGUGCUGCACAAAGCUGUCAGCGUACCAAAGGACCAGCUCGGCACACAGUACCUAGAACGCCUCAUCCGUACAAUCAUCAAUGAGCUAUGGAGGGAUAUUGUUGCGCCGAUUUUGGCGGUGUUGUCCACCCUGCGCUUAGGCUCUCUGCCACGCGUGUGGUGGAUACCCACAGGUCCUCUUGGUCUGUUGCCCAUCCACGCUGCCGUUCCUGCCAAUCCUGACGAGCCUGGCGCACCCGACCUCAUUACCUCGUCGUAUUUGGUUUUGCUGCAGAGUCUCGUGUGGUGCUACCGCAACAUACGCGAUCAUAAUCCUGCCAAGCCACGGCGCGUGCUUAUGGUAGCCCAGCCCAAGGUGGACAACUUUGUAGCGCUCCCCUCCGUUCAAGAGGAACUCACGGGCAUGCGCCAAGCUCUGCCUGAGGACAAGCUCAUUGUUCUCGAAGGCGAAAGAGCAAACCUGGUCAAUGUGACACGCGCGCUGGGAAAGGCGACCUGGAUUCACUUCGCCUGCCACGGCCAUCAAGAGCAAGGCAAUCCGCUCGAAAGCUGCUUG
This is a messenger RNA of Dacryopinax primogenitus, 1152 nucleotides long. RefSeq lists its product as uncharacterized. NCBI's taxonomy places the organism in Eukaryota, Fungi, Basidiomycota, Dacrymycetes, Dacrymycetales, Dacrymycetaceae. The record is from RefSeq and is a predicted model, not a curated record. The transcript is spliced from 2 exons. The annotation marks the transcript as partial.